AUGGCCUCACGUUUUGUUAUGCCAAUAUUGAUUGCCAUUGCAAUUUGUUGCAGGCAGAGAGUUGUGUGGAGAUAUUUUGCAUUUGACAACCAUCACUGCAAUGAAAUAUUUAAGAGCGCUGCAUUGGAACCAAGAAAUCUUUGUAAGAAACACACACGCAGUCUCAGAAAUCCCAGAAAAUUGUUCCAACUAGCUAUGACGAUCAAGCCUCCCACACAUCCUACCUAUGACUUGAAGGGUGUUAUUAAGCUAGCUCUUGCUGAAGAUGCUGGGGAUAGAGGAGAUAUAACUUGCGCAGCAACUAUUCCACAUGAAAUGGAAGUGGAAGCCCAUUUCUUGGCGAAAGCAGAUGGUGUCAUUGCAGGAGUUCAAGUGGCUGAGAUGAUAUUUGAUGAGGUUGAUCCCUCUCUGAAGGUGGAGUGGACCGUGAAGGAUGGAGAUUUUGUUCAUAAAGGAUUGCAGUUUGGAAAAGUAUCUGGAAGAGCUCAUAGUAUUGUUGUAGCGGAAAGGGUAGCACUCAAUUUUAUGCAGAGGAUGAGCGGAAUAGCAACUCUAACUAAGAAAAUGGCAGAUGCUGCAAGCCCAGCAUGUAUUCUAGAGACUCGAAAAACAGCUCCAGGACUGCGUUUGAUUGAUAAGUGGGCCGUGCUAAUUGGUGGAGGCAAGAACCAUAGAAUGGGUUUAUUUGACAUGGUAAUGGUAAAAGAUAACCAUAUAUCAAUAGCUGGAGGUAUAGCAAAUGCCAUCAGGUCUGUUGAUGAUUAUUUGGAGCGAAACAAUCUUCAAAUGGAGGUCGAGAUUGAAACGAGAACACUUGAGGAAGUGAAUGAGGUUUUAAGCUACGCAUCACAAAAGAAGACAUCCUUGACCAGGAUAAUGUUGGAUAAUAUGGUUGUACCACUACCAAAUGGAGAUGUCGAUGUAUCUAUGCUUAAAAGUGCUGCUGAAUUGAUCAAUGGAAGAUUUGAGACUGAGGCAUCAGGCAAUGUUACUCUGGACACGGUGCACAGGAUUGGACAAACUGGGGUAACCUACAUUUCUAGUGGUGCUCUGACACAUUCAGUAAAAGCACUUGACAUCUCGCUCAAAAUCGACACAGAGUUGGCCCUUGAAGUCGGAAGGCGUACUAAACGAGCAUAAUAUUAUCCUCAUCUUCCUUUAAUUUAUGCAACCAGUCCAGAAUAAGAACAAGAAUAAGCAGAGUUAUUUUCUUCUCUUAUUUUGUGUUAUUUAGCUAAAAGUUGUGCUCUGUUUGUGGUUUGAAGAACUAUGCUUAAUAAUUAUGAGUUUAUUCUGCUUGCCAGCUGA
Messenger RNA from Ricinus communis (castor bean), 1308 nucleotides. Its product is annotated as nicotinate-nucleotide pyrophosphorylase [carboxylating], chloroplastic. Gene Ontology annotation, molecular function: nicotinate-nucleotide diphosphorylase (carboxylating) activity. The transcript has 11 exons. Gene Ontology annotation, biological process: quinolinate catabolic process; NAD+ biosynthetic process. NCBI's taxonomy places the organism in Eukaryota, Viridiplantae, Streptophyta, Magnoliopsida, Malpighiales, Euphorbiaceae. Bases 1 to 1140 code for a protein of 379 amino acids. Gene Ontology annotation, cellular component: cytoplasm. The record is from RefSeq and is a predicted model, not a curated record.